AUGGCGGCAGCCUUUCAGCUCGCCUCUUCCUCCUCCUUCCUCCCGCGCCACCAUUUCCCCGCCGGCCCCACAACCGCCGCCGUUCGUCCCCUCCGCCGUCUCCUCAUCUCUGCCGCCUCCGCCCCUCCGCGGCCGUCGACGGCGUCGAAUCCGCCCGCGAGAAAAAAACAUUGGAAAAUUGGCGAAUAUCCCGGAUUCAUCGAGACCCCCAACAAAAAGAAAAGAACCCCAAUCAAGAACAUCAAGAAGAAACUCGACAGGAAGCAAAACGCCAAAGCGUGGGCCAAUACCGUCACCGAGGCCCUAUCCGACGCCAUCGACAAAAAGCAAUGGCUCCGUGCCCUUGAGGUUUUUGAGAUGCUAAAGGCGCAGCCUUUCUACUACCCAAAGGAAGGCACGUACAUGAGGCUCCUCGUCCUCCUAGGGCGGUGCGGGCAGCCCGGUCAAGCCCACCAACUGUUCGAUGAAAUGCUGGAGGGUGGAUUGGAGCCCACCGCCGAGCUCUACACCGCCCUACUAGCAGCCUGCUGCCGGAGCAACCUCGUGGACAAGGCUUUCACGGUCCUCGGCCAAAUGAAAAGCCUCCCCCAGUGCCAGCCGGACGUCUACACGUACAGCAUCCUCAUCAAGGCAUGCGUGGAUGCCAAGCGUUUCGACCUCGUGGGCCCGCUUUAUGAGGAGAUGGCCGAACGAUCCAUCACGCCCAACACCGUCACCCAGAACACGGUCCUCAGCGGCUAUGGGAAGGCGGGAAAAUACGACGAGAUGGAAAAGGUGCUUUCGGGGAUGCUCGAGAACCCCAUGGGCCCCCAGCCCGACGUGUGGACCAUGAACUCGGUCAUCGCUGUUUUCGGGAAUGAGGGGCGGAUCGAGAUGAUGGAGCAAUGGUACGAGAAGUUCCGCGAUUUCGGGAUCGAACCCGAGACCCGAACCUUUAAUAUCCUCAUCGGAGCCUACGGGAAAAGGAAAAUGUACGACAAAAUGUCGUCCGUGAUGGAGUACAUGCGGAAGCUAAACUUUCCUUGGACGACCUCGACCUAUAACAACGUGAUUGAGGCAUUUUCGGAUGCGGGUGAUGCGGAGAACAUGCAUUGCACGUUCGAGCAGAUGCGGGCCGAGGGGAUCCGGGCCGACGUCAAGACUUUUUGCUGUUUGAUUAGGGGUUAUGCGAACGGCGGGCUUUUUCAUAAGGUGAUAGAUAGUGUGAGGUUGGCGGGGAGGUUGGAGGUGCCAGAAAACACAUCGUUUUUCAAUGCGGUGAUCUACGCGUGCGCCAAGGCAGGAGACUUAAUGGAGAUGGAGAGGGUUUUCGAGAGGAUGAAGGGAAAGGGUUACCGGCCGGACUCCACGACUUACGGAGUGAUGAUUGAUGCGUAUGGAAAGGAGGGCAUGAGGGACAAGGUGUAUGAGUUGGAGAAGGAGAGCAAGACAACAAUGGAUGGGGUUUUCACGGAGGAUAUUGAUGUUGAUGUUGAUGAUGAAGAUGGUGUGUUGUUAUUGACUUGA
Molecule: messenger RNA, 1506 nt
Organism: Striga hermonthica
Lineage: Eukaryota; Viridiplantae; Streptophyta; Magnoliopsida; Lamiales; Orobanchaceae
Source: the annotation of a GenBank genome assembly